Molecule: messenger RNA, 285 nt
Organism: Trichophyton rubrum CBS 118892
Lineage: Eukaryota; Fungi; Ascomycota; Eurotiomycetes; Onygenales; Arthrodermataceae
Exons: 1
Coding region: 1-285 (94 amino acids)
Biological process (GO): anaphase-promoting complex-dependent catabolic process
Cellular component (GO): anaphase-promoting complex
Source: RefSeq, a predicted model, not a curated record
AUGCUCCGCCGCAAGCCAACCGCUAUUACAGUGACAUCCGAGGACAUAAUUGCCUUCGAAGAAGCGCAGCUCCGCCGUCAGCAGGAGCUCAAAAACAAGAGUUCAAAGAAGGCAAGUUCAUCAGGCAACAAGGCUGAAAACGACGGGGCUCGAGAUCGCGACGGGGAGUCGAUGUCCAGCUCCAAUCGGGCAGGGGUUGAUCCAAAUGACGAACUGAAACCCUUACCUGGCGACAAGGCGCGGAUAGUCCGAACUCGAGACGAGAGGAUUGGUGUGGGACGGUAA